AUGCAUGCAUCUUAUGAGGCUUCUCCAAUUUUGGAGAAAUUGCCACUGGCAAUAGAAUCCAUAGCAUGUUAUGAGGAUAUUUUACUGGUUGGAACUAAACAAGGUCAUUUAUUACAAUACAAAGUGAAGAGAAUCAAGACGUCAGAUUCAAAGUUUGAAGUUAAUCUUGAGAGAUCGAAUAAAGCUUUUGCUAAAAAACCAAUAACACAAGUAACUUAUAAUCUGCUUUAUGAUUUAUUGCUGUUUUUUUUUUUGAUAGAUAAUGUAAUAUGUGUCCAUGAUUUAACCACAUUUGGUCUUGUAACCACAGUUAAUAAAACAAAAGGUGCAACUUUGUUUACAGUUGACCUAAGCGUAAACGGAAAAGUUCAACCUAAUUUGAGAAUAUGUGUAACUUCCAAACAAAGAAGAGCUCAGUUCUUCUUUUGGAAGAAUCGAGAAUUUCAUGAUUUGUUGAGUGAACUUGGUCUAUAUGAUGCACCUAGAGCAAUGGCUUGGUGUGAAGAUUCUAUAUGUGUUGGAUUUAAGAGAGACUAUUUUCUUAUCAAUGUAAAAACUGGAGAUUUGAAAGAAUUAUUUCCAUUAGGUAGUAAACAAUUAGAACCUGUAGUAACUAAAUUAUCUGACAAUAGACUAGCAUUAGGUCGGGAUGAGAUGUCCAUAUUAAUUAAUGCCCAUGGUGAACCAACACAAAAACAUCCUGUCAAGUGGUCUGAUAUACCAGUAGCUUUACAGCAUGAUCCACCAUAUCUUAUAGCCAUUUUACCAAAAUAUGUUGAAAUUAGAACCAUUGAACCUCAGAGAAUGAUACAAAGUAUUGAUCUAAGUAAAGCAAAAUUUGUUUGUCAUGGAAGGUUAGUUGGCUGUGUUUAUGUUGCUUCAUCUAACUUUGUGUGGAGAUUAGCGUCUGUUUCUAUACCUCAACAAAUACGGGAUCUCUUACAAGCUAAAGAAUUUGAAUUGGCAUUACGUUUAGCUGAGAUGACAGAAGAACCAGAAUUAGAAAAACAAAAGAGGAUAAGAAAUAUUCAAAAUUUAUAUGCAUUUGAUUUAUUUUGUCAACAUAGAUUUGAAGAAUCCAUGAAACUUUUUGCCAAAUUAGGAACAGAUCCAUCUAAUGUGAUAGGUCUAUAUCCUAAUUUAUUACCACAAGAAUAUAGAAAUCAGUUAGAAUAUCCUGCUAAAUUACCUGAUUUAGAAGGUAGUGAUUUAGAAAAAGGUUUAUUGGCAUUAAUAGACUUUCUUAUGGAGAAAAGAAAUGAAAUGGUAGUAGAUUUAACUAAAGAAAUAUCAACUACAGCUAUAGUGGAAGGAAAUUCUGUUAUUAAAACUAAAAAACAACUUAGUCAAAUUAUAGAUACAACUUUAUUAAAGUGUUAUUUACAGACUAAUGAUGCUUUAGUAGCACCAUUACUAAGAUUACCAGAUAAUAACUGUCAUAUAGAAGAAAGUGAACGAAUUUUAAAAAGAAAAGAAAAAUUCAGUGAAUUAAUAAUUUUAUAUCAGAAAAAGGGUUUACAUCAGAAAGCUCUAAGUUUGUUAAUGAAACAAGCUGCUAGACCUGAUUCCACCUUGAAAGGACAUGACAGAACAGUCACAUAUCUUCAACAUUUAGGUGCUGACCAUUGGGAUUUAAUCAAAGAAUAUUCUGAAUGGGUUUUAAAGAAACAUCCUGAAGAUGGUCUUAAGAUAUUUACUGAAGAUUUACCAGAAGUAGAAAGUUUACCUUGUGAUAAAGUUCUAGAUUAUCUUGAGAGUACCAGUGAAAAAUUAGCCAUUCCAUAUUUGGAACAUGUGAUAUUACAUUUAGGUAAUGAAAAAUCUGAUUUUCAUAAUCGAUUGAUAUUGAUGUAUAAAAGUCAUGUGACAGAAUUAAUGAAAGAUUAUCUACAUUCCCUUCCAGAAGCAGGUCAUCCACCUAGUAUUCCUGGUAAAGAACCAGGUGAAUUAGGACAAUAUAGAAACAAGUUAUUACAGUUUUUAUAUACAUCACAACAUUAUAUACCAGAAAGAUUAUUAACUAGAUUCCCUCUUGAUGGUUUCUAUGAAGAGAGAGCUAUAUUAUUAGGUAGAUUGGGUAGACACGAACAAGCUUUAGGAAUCUAUAUCCAUGUUUUACAUGAUCCUGUCAAAGCAGAAGCAUAUUGUACUUCACAUUUUGAUAGAAAUAGUGAAAGUAAUAAAGAUGUUUUUGUUCAGUUAUUAAAAACAUUGUUACAACCACCUGACCCUACAACAUUAGGUAUGGCUGCUGGUCAAUGUAGUCCUGCUAAACCAGAUAUGUCUGCUGCUUUACGUAUCUUGGAAAAACAUGCCUGGAAAAUUGAUACAACUAAAGCAUUAGAGUUGUUGCCUGCUACCACCAGAAUUCGUGAUAUUGUAACCUAUCUAGAAAAUGUAAUGGAGCACCAAGCAUCUCGUAGACGCCAAAAUCAAGUAUUAAAAAGUAUGCUGUUUGCUGAAAACUUACAGAUACAAGAACAAAGAAUAUAUCAUCAAGGUAUAAAAGUUAAUAUUACAGAUGAAAAAAUGUGUCGUGUUUGUAAGAAAAGAAUAGGUGAUAGUGCAUUUGCCCGAUAUCCUAAUGGUGUAAUAGUACAUUAUUAUUGUUGUAAAGAC
Molecule: messenger RNA, 2619 nt
Organism: Lottia gigantea (owl limpet)
Lineage: Eukaryota; Metazoa; Mollusca; Gastropoda; Lottiidae
Exons: 25
Biological process (GO): endosomal vesicle fusion; intracellular protein transport; autophagy
Cellular component (GO): membrane; cytoplasm
Molecular function (GO): protein binding
Source: RefSeq, a predicted model, not a curated record